AUGAUGUUGGUAACACUUUACCUGCUGGCGUGUUUGCUAUGUCACCCGGUCACAGCUGACACCUCCGUCGCCGAUACAGGAGAAGUGAAAAACAUAAAAGAAAACGAAGGUGCUGGGAUCAAAGCAGGCACAGUCGUAAAUGAACAAGUACAAAAUGAGCAGUCAGACAUAGACGCUGCCAAUUUCGAUAUAAGUAAUGGAAACAUUACUAAAGACGAUACAGCACCUGCUAACAACGAUGAUACAGACCCUGUUAACAACGAUGAUACAGACCCUGCUAACAACGAUGAUGCAACGUCUACCAACAACAAUGAUAUACCAUCUAUCAACGGUGAAACAAUUGAAACAUCAUCAAACAAUGAUGACACAAAUCAUGAAAACAACGAUGAUACAGCGUCUACAAAGAACCACGAUUUAUCCUCUAACAAAGACGAAACAACAUUUGUUGAUAAUGCUGAAACAAGCCCUGUAAACAACAAUGAAAUCCUAUCUAAUAACGGCGAUGCAACAUCUAACAACGACGAUACGUCUGCUCCUAACGAUGAUACAGCGUCUGUUAACAACGACGACGUUACAUCGUCUAACAACGACGAUACAGGCUCUGCUAACAACGACGAUACAGGCUCUGCUAGCAAUGAUGACGUAACACCUACUAAUAACGAUGAUACGGAUUCUGCUAAUAACGACGAUAUAACAUCUGCUAAUAACGACGAUACAGGCUCUGCUAGCAAUGAUGACGUAACACCUACUAAUAACGAUGAUACGGAUUCUGCUAAUACCGACGAUAUAACAUCUACUAAUAACGAUGAUACAGGCUCUGCUAACAACGACGAUACAGGCUCUGCUAGCACUGAUGACGUAACACCUACUAAUAACGAUGAUACGGGUUCUGCUAAUAACGACGAUAUAACAUCUACUAAUAACGAUGAUACAGGCUCUGCUAACAACGACGAUACAGGCUCUGCUAACAACGACGAUGUAACAUCCUCUAAUAACGAUGAUACGGACUCAGCUAACAACGACGAUAAAUCGUCUACAACCAGCGAUGAUACGGGCUCUGCCAACAACGAUGAUGUAACAUCGUCUGAUAACGCUGAUACGGGCUCAGCUAACAAAGACGACAAAUCGUCUCCAAACAACGAUGAUACGGGCUCUGCUAACAACGAUGAUUUAACAUCGUCUAUCAGCGAAGAUACAGGCUCUGCUAACAACGAAGACGUAACAUCGUCAAAAAAUGAUGUAAUAGCCUCAGCUAACAACGACGAUACAUCUAACAACGACGAUGUACCAGCUAUCGAUAACGAUGAUGCAAACACUUCUAACAACAAUGGUGACGAUAGCGAUGUUUCAAAUACCUCUAAUGGCGAUGCUUCUACCACUCCUGAUGACGAUACUGCCGACAAGAGUAAUGACGAUACCAGUGGCGAUGACGCGGGCGUUGAGGACAAUAGUAGUUCAUCCACUAAUGACGAUGAUAAUACAGAUAAUACCAGUGACAUUGUUAACGACAAAGAUGAUGGUGAUGAUGACGGCGCAAGCACCUCCUCUAAUGACGACGACAACGACAACAAUAUUGAAGGUACCGGUAGUGAUAGUAACAACGACGAUGACGGCGAUGAUAGUGCUGACGACACUACCCCAAACGAUGACACUAUUGACGAUUCAGUAACGUCAAAUGACGACGAUGAGGAUACUAGUGAUUUGAAUGAUGCCGAAAACAAUGAUGGAGAUGAUAGUAUAUCCAGCAACAACGAUAAUGACGAUACAACUUCAGAUAAUGAUGGUAACGAUGAUGACAUUUCAGCAAUAGACAGGAAUAAAAUUUCCAAAAGCGGAAGCACUUUCAUUGUCAAUUCAAAUACUGUUACAUUCGAUGAACCACCAGACGACGACGAUGACGACGACAAUGAGGAUAUCGAUGACUCAUCGCUUUUUAAUUCCAUGGAAAUACCUGACCUAACAGAAAGCGUCAUUAAAGAUACAGGAAAGCUAACAAGUGAUACAAACGAUGUCACAACAGGGUCAGACGAGGAUCACUCACUUCUAUCUGCAAGUUCAACUUCCAAAGGAACUGCCGUAGUACCUCCACAAAUGUCUUUGGCUGAACAAAUUCAGGCUCAAAAAGCCUCGGCUAAAGCUGACAACGGUCUCAUCACACCUCUUUUCGACGACGCUUCUAUGUUGAAUUUACUUCAAGAUUCUUCUACGUCCCGCCAUAACUCGGCAACAUCCUCGUCAAAUGCGCUAUCGUCCCUACAGACUAACUUCCUCUUACAGGACGCAGCAGCAGUGUCAAAUUUCGUGCAGUCUAGACAAGUCGGGUCGUCUUCAGUUGUUGCCAAGACCGGCUCCAUUCGCCGGACCAAUGAUGACGGGAAUCUCCUGGCAGCAGCGCUAGGACUACAGCCAUUGCCGUCGUCACAGAAACAAGAUGAUACGAGUAGUGAACGAUUCGAUCUUGGUGAUGAUUCGGAUUCCAAUGAAAAUUCUAAUCCAAGCGAAGUAGAUCUUCAAGAAAAUGGUCGUUCUACUACAUCGGACAGUUUUGACGAUGAAAGUUUAUCCGAGUUUAUUGAUAGUUUAAGUCCAGCGGAGUUAGACGCCAUGUUGGCAACAGAGGACCUCACCAAUUUUAUUAACCUUGACAGACUCCCGGGAGCUCAAGGAAUACCAGUAGCAGCUUUUGAUGAGCCGUCAACAUCAUCUACAGGAGAAAGUAACACUAACACAAAUAAUGAGCAGUUAUUUGAUAUAGACGAUAUGCUUUCAGACUUAAGAAUUACCUUUCCGCAACAAGAGGCGUCCUCAUUCAUUGAAAAUGCAAACGAAUUUGGCAGUGUAAUGCAGUCAACGUCGUCAGCUCCGUCGUCCACGAUUAAAUCGACAGGUACACAAUCUAACACAGGCAUAAUGUCGCAAAUAUUGACAGGACUGAUGCCUGCUGGGUUCCGUCCUUCAUCGUCAGGUCAAGAAUCUACCCGCCACGAAACUUCUAAACCAUCGUCCAAGGAAUCGAUUGUCGCCCGACCGUUCGAACAUCCGACCGAACCAAAGGACGUUUCAUCAUUACACGGAUCACUAAGCAGUCACACACGGACCUCCGAGGCCACGCCAUUAGUGUCGCCUACACUGUCAGAGAUCAUCUUCUCUAUGUUUCCUGAUAACAGUAGGAAUUUUGAGUCAGCGUCACAAGGACAGGGUACAGGAAUGUUCGAGUCACGGUCACGAGAACAAGGAAAAGGAGUGUUUGAGUCAAAUUCACAAAGACAGGGAAACAGCGUAUUGCAGUCACCGUCUAAAGGACAAGUACAAGGUAUCGGUGCGUUCGAGUCAGGGUCUCGAGGACAGGGGACAAAUGGUUUUGAGUCAGCGUCAUUAGGGUCGGGUGUCAGUGUGCUCGAUUCAGCGUCUUUAGGACAAGAACAUGGACAGGAUGUGUUGAGAACCCUAGGGAAUAGAAACGGCUUCACUAAUGGUAAUGGUCAAGACUUCAGUCUUCUCAGCUCCUUAGGGACAUCUGAUGCACAAGCCUCUCUAAGUGCCUUUUUAUCCAGAGACGAUCUUAACACAGAUUCUUUCCUAGACAGUUGGUUAGAAGAUGAUCGUAAUUUAGGAAUGUUAAGUGCACUUUUAGAAGGAAAUGAAAGAAAACAAGGCGAUGCUGUUGAGUCAAGUCGAAAUAGUUUGAGAGGAGAAAAUUCAGAUGAGAAUGAUUCUAGUGAAAACAGUGAUGAUAGUUCAUCGAGUCCAACUCUUUCCGAUAAUCAAAGCUCAGAUGAAUCCGGAGAGAAUAAUUCGGAAGAUGACAGUACCGAUGAUUCGACAGAACAGCAAUCUGGUCAAAAUGCUUCCGGUGGACAAAACUCGGAUGAAUCGGAUAAUUUAGGUGAUGGCAAUUCUAAAGCAAAGAGUUCGAGUGAUGACGACUCAACUGGCUCAGAUUCAUCUGAAUCUGGUUCAGAUUCAUCUGGAUCUGGUUCAGAUUCAUCUGAAUCUGGCUCAGAUUCAUCUGCAUCUGGUUCAGAUUCAUCUGGAUCUGGUUCAGAUUCAUCUGGAUCUGGUUCAGAUUCAUCUGAAUUUGGCUCAGAUUCAUCUGGAUCUGGCUCGUACGAACUUGAUUUUAGUGACCUUGACCUAGAAUACCUUGAUGAAGAAGAUUUAGAAGAGCUAUUUAAACUUCUUGAUGAAUGA
Mizuhopecten yessoensis (Yesso scallop) is the source of this 4191-nucleotide messenger RNA. Its product is annotated as dentin sialophosphoprotein-like. Lineage: Eukaryota; Metazoa; Mollusca; Bivalvia; Pectinida; Pectinidae. Bases 1 to 4191 code for a protein of 1396 amino acids. The record is from RefSeq and is a predicted model, not a curated record. The transcript has a single exon.